CAUAUACAAGCAUAUAUACACACAUGCACACACUUUUUUAUAAUUUUUGCAGGGACAGGUGUUGCUUUCUAUGUGGACCAGCUAAUGAUCCCAUUUCUUUCAUUUCGUUGGUCACCCAUCAUCAGUGAAACCCCAUGCAUUUAAUGCACUCUGACUCUGUUAUAUUUGAUAAAUGAUCUCAGAGGGAUGGUGGUAAUGAUUACCUUAUGUGAUAAUAUCAAGUUGGUUUAUUACUCAACACUAUCAAUUAGAAACUAUUGUGUUUGUUUUGUGAGAGAGACUUUCUUGCUCAACAUACUUUCAUCUCUCACCUUGAUAACCAUUAAAGCUGCAGCUCUGCCUGUGAGAUUUUCAGCAAGUGUUUCCAUUCAUUCCCUAAAGCUUUUCAGCCUCUUGCUGGCUGCUGAGUCACAAGAGGAGACAGGUUAGUUAAAUCUUCCCCACUUAUUUGUCUCAUGAGAAUUGCCAGUUGUGUUUCACGGUUGUUCUGCUCAUUUAUUGUGAUUGAAUACAUUUAUGGUGCAACUUCAUUUGCAAUCUUACCAUCAGAGAUUUAUUAAACAAAUGUCUCCAUUAAAUAUCUGCAGCUUUUGAUGUUUCUGGUGUUUGCUGAUUGACGGAAGGAAACAAGUUGGUGGGAACUUUUUCAUGUUUAUGUCUGCUGAGGAGUGUCAUUUAUUAUUCAUGGUUGUUUUGCUCAUUUAUGGUAUAUAUAUAUAUAUAUAUAUAUAUGUGUGUGUUUAGGUGUGUGUUGUUAGAAAUGCCUCCAAAAAGGAAGCAACCAACAACUUAUGCUACGCUGAAACGCAAAAAAACAGGAAUGGUGGCUGCUGCAGGUGCCCAGAAAGAAUCUGCAUUUUGUCAUGACUUCACUCAACCUGUCCUGGAUCCUUACCAAACAAACCAAGGCUCUGUAGGGACGGAUGGUGGUUCCUCUGCUGGUCGUAUGGGUUCAGGUAUUGUUCCAGCACGCAGGCCUCUUUGCAGCGAAGUUUUGAAUAUUGGGAAGCCAGAAUGCAUAUGUUAGUAUUGUGGAGCUCUUUUUUGGUACGAUGAGAGGUUAAAUCGUCAGCGAAAUACAUCUCAGCCGAUUUAUGGAAUAUGCUGCCAGAAGGGUAAAGUUGAUAUUCCUCUCCUGAUGCAGCCUCCUCCUUUGCUUGCACAGUUGCUUGAUCUUAAUGGAGGAUCGAUGUCCAAACAUUUUAGAGAAAACAUACGCCCAUCUAAUGGUGCCUUAUAUUUUACAUCUUUUGGAGCUAAAUUGUACCCUAGAUCCCUUACAAGCAGAGGUCCUUACUCCAUGGUUAUUUGCGAAGAAAAUUAUCACAGGAUUGGUUCAUUGCUGCCAAUGGAUGGGAAGAAACCAAAAUAUGCCCAGUUAUAUGUAUUUGAACCUGAAAAUGAGUUGAGUAACAGAUUAGCCAAUUUUACAUCUCGAGAAACAUUGCUUCUUCCUGAGCUGUUGACCUCAUUGAUGAGGAUGCUUGAGGAGAAUUCGACAAGAACUGCAGCAAUCAUCCACUCUGAAUCUUCAACUUAGGAUAUUUGGGAUGGAAAGCAGGAAUCGUCAAUAUGAUUUGCCAACAAGUGAUGAUGUAGCUGCUUUGAUUCCAGGGGAUUUUGUGCCAGAUAGAAAAGACAGGGACAUCAUAGUCGACCACAAAGAUGAAGGCCUCAAACGAAUCUAAAGUGUCAACCCAAAAUUCGAGGCGCUUCACUUUCCACUGCUUUUCCCAUACGGCGAAGAUGGAUAUCAUCCUUUGAUACCAUAUAAUUCUAGGUACUGUUCAGUUUCAGCUAAGCGAAGGUUUGUAACUCAAAGGGAGUAUUAUGCAUUUCGGUUGCAGUAUCGCAUGAAUGAAGGCCAUACAUUGAUAAAAAGUGGGAAAGCUCUUCAGCAUUACUGUGUUGAUGCCUUUUCUACUAUUGAGCUUAACCGACUUGCUUUUCUGAGAAGCAACCAAAAAGAACUUCGCGUUGAAGUUUACCAGGGUCUGCAAGAUGCAUUUGCUAGGGGUGACAUGGAUGCUGAUAAGCUUGGACCUGUUAUCAUACCUUCUUCAUAUACAGGUGGCCCAAGAUACAUGCAACAAUUAUAUUAUGAUGCGAUGGCUACAUGUCAGUUCUUUGGAAAUCCAGAUUUAUUUGUUACCUUCACAUGUAAUUCAUUGUGAGAGGAGUUAACCACUGCCUUUGAUGAAAUUGUCGGUGCACAUGGUGAAUACAAACCAAUGGUGGUUUGCCGGGUAUUUCAUAUAAAACUCAUGAAGCUGAUUGAUGCAAUCAAACAAGGAAACUAUUUUGGCAUGACUAUAGCAUGUGAGUUUCACUUUGUUUAAUCUGUUUUGUUCAUAUGUUAGUUUGUUAUGUGGUAUAUCAUUAGGUUGGGACAUGUUGGAUUCUAAUGUGUGUGUUCUGUUAUGCUAAAUGGAUCAUGGACCCUUCUGCUAUUGCACCUCAUCUAUAAGCCAUCAUUGUUAUAUAUUUUUAUCUGCAAAUGGUUGAUUCCUAUUUUCCUUUGUCUUAUGCAGUGAUGUAUACUAUUGAAUUUCAAAAAAGAGGACUUCCUCAUGUACAUUUGCUUAUAUGGCUUGCUGACCCGGACAAGAUCACAAGUACAGUAGACAUAGAUGAGACAAUUUCUGCAGAAAUUCCCGAUCCCCAUCUUGAUCCUAUUGGAUAUGAAACAGUUGUUAGGCUAAUGCUUCAUGGACCGUGUGGAAGUGCAAAUCCAGCAGCACCUUGCAUGAAGGAUGGAAAGUGUUCUAAAUUCUUUCCGAAGGAAUUUAGUUCAGAUUUUGUAUUUGAUAUGUUUGGAAAUGCCAUCUAUAGACGUAGAGACUCUGGGAUUCAGGUGAAAAAGGGCAAUGCAGUUCUGGACAAUAGGCAUGUUGUUUCUUACAAUAGGAAUUUGUUGGUUAUGAUGCAGGCUCACAUUAACGUCGAGAUUUGUCAUAAAGGGGGCUUAAUCAAAUACUUAUUCAAGUAUUUGACCAAAGGACCAAAUAGAUCCCUGGUAAUCGCUGAAGAUUAUGCAACUUCAAGACAAAUUCCCUCGACAAAUGCAGCAAAUAACAAAGAUGAGAUACAGGAGUACAUUGAUUGUAGAUCCCUAUCCUCAUAUGAAGCAAUAUGGAGAAUCUUUGAAUAUGAAAUACAUCACAGAGAACCCGUUGUCGUUCGACUUUCUGUUCAUCUAGAAGGACAACAAAAAGUGACAUACAGAAAACAGUCAAGUGUUCGCAGCGUGCUCAGAAAUCCAAGGUCUGGAAAAACACAUCUCACGCAAUGGUUUGCUCUGAAUCGAAGGGAUCCGGAGGCAAGAAAGCUGACUUAUGCACAAAUACCGAAUUCGUAUACAUGGAACGAAGAUGAUAAUGAAUGGACUCCACGGAAAAAAGGAUUUGCGAUAGGCAGAAUUGCAUAUGUGCCUCCAGGAAGUGGUGAUGUCUUUUUCCUUAGACUUAUGCUGACAAAGGUUCAUGGACCAACAAGCUACGUUGCUUUAAGAACUGUUAAGGGAGAGGUCUGCCCUAGCUAUGAAAAAGCAUGUGAGAAGCUAGGACUGUUGUCUGACUCUUCAGAAUGGGUUAGAGUUUUGCAAGAAAUAUCAGCUAGCAGCAUGCCAAAUUUAAUGAGUACAUUUGUAUGUAUGCUGAUGUUUUGUGAGGUUCCAAACCCUCUUGAAUUGUUUGAGUCAAGCUGGAAAUUCAUGGCUGAGGACCAUGCUUAUUCUCUAAGAAAACAGUUUCAUUCGACAGCUUUUCAGCCUUCUGAAGAAAGGCUGCGUAAUUGGGUCCUUCGUCAGUUACAAGCUUUGCUGGGAUCUCAUUCAUCAUCAUUGGCCCAAUUUAACCUUCCACAGCCAACGGACUUAGGAGUAGAUGAUGGAUCAAACUCUUUACUUAGAGAUCACUUGAGUUUUGAUGUUCUGCAGCAACAGGCACUUUCAGAUACACUGCUGCAGUCACUAAACAUGGAUCAAUUCG
This is a messenger RNA of Linum trigynum, 3989 nucleotides long. The record is from the annotation of a GenBank genome assembly. NCBI's taxonomy places the organism in Eukaryota, Viridiplantae, Streptophyta, Magnoliopsida, Malpighiales, Linaceae.